AUGGCCAGAGAUCCGCUGAUAAUGAUUCCUAUGUCAUUGGGUUUCAUCAGCGUGACCGCUUACGGGGAGGGAGAGCUCUACAAAUUCACUUAUAGUUCCUCAUCACCAAACAUCUGGGAUACCAAUAAUCGGCAGCUGAUGGACGGACUAGUAAACUCCAUUGGGAUCCCCUUUUCUACCUACGACAACGAUAAUUCCGGCUCCAACUGCCCCAACAUCAGCCAGUCAGGAUGGUGGUUCAACGGUUGUUAUACAUACAAUCCCACCGGUCAGCCACAGCCACUGUCGGUGGUCGACCAGACCAGUGACCCAACGUCGCUGACAUGGCCACAUGCUGACAACAAGGCUCCCGUCAAGAUAGAAAUAUACAUAGAAGAAGAUUAA
This is a messenger RNA of Haliotis rubra (blacklip abalone), 384 nucleotides long. Its product is annotated as fibrinogen beta chain-like. The transcript has 2 exons. The coding region runs from base 1 to 384 and encodes 127 amino acids. The record is from RefSeq and is a predicted model, not a curated record. Lineage: Eukaryota; Metazoa; Mollusca; Gastropoda; Lepetellida; Haliotidae.